This is a messenger RNA of Daphnia pulicaria, 868 nucleotides long. RefSeq lists its product as uncharacterized. Lineage: Eukaryota; Metazoa; Arthropoda; Branchiopoda; Diplostraca; Daphniidae. The coding region runs from base 100 to 765 and encodes 221 amino acids. The record is from RefSeq and is a predicted model, not a curated record. The transcript is spliced from 6 exons.
GAAAUCUUUUAGAAGAGCCGGAGGGAUUCAACGGGGAAAAACUGAGUUGACAUUUUUCUAAAAACUUUGGAGCUAUUUGCAGAGGCCAAGUGAAACAUCAUGUCGUCAACAGCAUCGCUCGACGGCAGCUAUGAGGAUAGCCUGGCCAACGAGAAAUCAGACUUGGUGUCCACCCAGCAGUACAAGGAUCAAUCUCUCCAAUGGAUCGACAAGUACGAAACCGAUAUGAUGGAGAACAGCAACUAUACCGAACCAAGACACGUCGUUAAAGCAUUCGUCGAACUCGGUCUGGACCGUCAGUCCCGCAUUUUGGAUAUCUUGGCCGGCUCUGGAGUCGUCGCUGAAAUGUUACGUCCUUGUGGCUACACCAACAUUGACGCUAUCGACGCCAGCAAAGAGAUGUUGGCGCUGGCCAACAAGAAACAACUUUACAAAAAGUUCUACGUUUCGCUGUUGGGAGGGCAGCACAAAGCGCCCGUCCAUGACGAGACGUACGAUGCCAUUAUCGCUAGCGGAACAUUCGCCCCGGGACAUUUGAAUUCUGACGCUUUUGGUGACCUUAUUCGCAUCGCAAAACCAGGCGCAAUUAUCACGUGGAGCAUGCGAUCCGAUUACGGGUCGUCGGCUCCCAAGUUCGCCCAUUUCGACGCCGAGGUGGAGGAUUUAGUGAAAAACGGCGUCUGGCGCCACCACGUCCCGCGCAGAACCAUCGAGCCUUACCUGCUAGGAUCCGACGGCUAUAUCUAUACAAUGAAGAAAAUUUAGAUGCAAAUAAUAAUUACCUCUUCUUCAAUUACGUCUCAACUUUGUUUAUUUUGUGUGAUAACAAACCGAAUCAUACAAACACAGGGUAGUCGUUCAACCAGUC